Messenger RNA from Colletotrichum orchidophilum, 564 nucleotides. Its product is annotated as Erv1/Alr family protein. The record is from RefSeq and is a predicted model, not a curated record. The transcript is spliced from 2 exons. NCBI's taxonomy places the organism in Eukaryota, Fungi, Ascomycota, Sordariomycetes, Glomerellales, Glomerellaceae. Gene Ontology annotation, cellular component: mitochondrion. Gene Ontology annotation, molecular function: flavin adenine dinucleotide binding; flavin-dependent sulfhydryl oxidase activity. Bases 1 to 564 code for a protein of 187 amino acids.
AUGGCCGACAUUGAGCGAUACCCUCAAUUAAGCAGCGCCACACCCGUUGAGGCGACUGCGACGGCGAAAGCUGAUCCCCCUAAGCCUUUGCCAAAGGGGAUGGUGUUGGGCCCAGAUGGCAAGCCAUGUCGGUCUUGCUCCUCCAAGAGCGCUUUUUCCAGCUGGGCUUCCCAGAUGAGCGGCUCUGCCAAGAACGGAACCCCGGUAAACUCGGUGUCUAUCGACGACUGUCCCCCCGACGUCGAAACCCUCGGACGAGGUACUUGGCAACUGCUGCACUCCAUCGCCGCGACGUACCCCGAAAAGCCUUCUCCCGCCCAGAAAGACGACCUCCGAGGUUUCGUCAGAUUAUUUUCCAAGCUAUACCCCUGCUGGGUGUGCGCCGAAGAUUUCCAAUCGUACAUACAAAAGGAACAGGUUCGAGUUGAGGGGCGGAGCGAGUUUGGGAAUUGGCUUUGCGAGGCGCAUAAUGAGGUCAAUCGCAAGCUUGGUAAAAAGGAGUUUGACUGCAGCAAAUGGGAAGAGCGAUGGCGGACAGGCUGGAAAGACGGUCGUUGCGAUUGA